CUGCCUCGGACAUGGUUACUCCUCUAGCUAAUAUGCCUUAUGAAGAACAACUUGAAUUUAAAUUUAAUUUGUCACAUGACAUAAUGCUUUAUAUAAUCAGGAAAUUAAAUUAUGCUAAUGUUUAUGAUACUUUUUGUUAUAAUGUUUUACAAAAGGUUUUGUCAGCACCAUCAAUUACUGCUUAUAGAAAUAAAUGUGAAUUUACUAUAGGAUAUUCUAAAUCAAAAGAUCAAUUUAGAAAAGAGAAGAAAUUAAGGGAAGAAGCUUUAGAAAAAUUAAAUGAAGAAGGAGAAGAAAAUAAAGAAAAAGAAGUUGCUUUUUCUAAAUCAAUUAUUGCCGGAUUUAUUAAUGGAAAAAUGAAUAAUAGUUAUCGUGUUUUGCCUAUUGAAGGAUGUAAAAAUUUGAGUUUAAAUACAAUUAAUGUUGUUAAAUAUUUCGAGGAAUUUGUUAAUGAAUUUGGUUUGUUCUCUUAUUUUUUUAUUUUUCAAAGUAAGGCCUGUGACCAUGAUUUUUUAGGGGGAGGGACUUUGGUUUUCUCACCUAAUUCCUCCACCUGGUUACGGGUCUGGUCUAAAAUCUUGCUUUGA
Meloidogyne enterolobii is the source of this 587-nucleotide messenger RNA. Lineage: Eukaryota; Metazoa; Nematoda; Chromadorea; Rhabditida; Meloidogynidae. The record is from the annotation of a GenBank genome assembly.